GAGCUUUGGCGGGUAUUUAGUUCAUACUGGCAACCUUAAGACUUCUGGGUUUUUGUUCUGACGUACUGACAACCAGAAGCAUUACCAUAUUUAGUCACACUGGGCUUAUCAAUAGAAUCUCGUACCUCCGUUUAAAAAAUACCCUCAACCCUAUGUCUCAAAAGUCAAUCUUGUCAUUCUUCUCUGGGAAUAAUAAUAAAGGGACUGUAAAAACAAAUGAACCAAAUAUAGUUGACUUUAAAAAAAUUGAACCUAAGUCACAAGAAAAGACAAAGCGAAGACGCAUUAUAGUGGAAAGCGAUGAUUCACUGACGGAAAUACCUAAUCAAAGUAACGGCGAUGUUCAAAAUGGUAUUCAUUGUGAAGAUAGUAAUGGAGAAAUUCCUUCUCAAACUACUGAUUUAGUACCUGUGGAACUGUAUGCUGAGGAAACCACAGAUGGAGUUUCAAAAAGUAUAACUAGUUCAACAAAGCAGGACAAACCCAGCGAUUCAAAAAAGAGUGGCUCAAGUUAUUCAAUGGAUACAGUGACCGAACCAUCCGUUAUGAACAAGAAUAAGUCAAACAACACCCAUAAUGUAUUAAAUCUUCCUAAAAAAUUACCGGAAAGCCCUCAGAAACUGGUUACGUGUUAUGAUCCAAGCAAAACAGAUUAUCAUCCUGUUCAUGACUGCAACUGGCGAAAGGGUGAAAGCGUGCCUUACUUGUCAUUGUCGAGAACUUUUGAGUGUAUUGAAGCUACUUCUGGAAGAAUUAAAAUAACGGAAACAUUAACCAAUUUUUUCCGUUCAGUUGGCUUACUGUCUCCAUUUGAUUUGACAAGUUGUGUAUAUCUUUGUCUUAAUCGGCUGGGACCAGCAUACGAGGGAGCAGAAUUAGGUGUCGGCGAAACAAUUCUUUUAAAGGCUCUUGCUGCAACUACAGGUGUUGGAAUUGAACAUAUGCGUUCAAGUUUGAAACGGCAUGGUGACCUCGGUGUUGUUGCUGAAACAAUCAGAUCGCGUCAGAAAAUACUAUCAGCGCCAAAGCCAUUGACUAUUUCUGUAGUAUUUUCCAAAUUAAAGGAUAUCGCCUCACUGUCUGGAAAUUCAUCUCAGAACAAAAAGGUAGAAUUAAUACGUUCUCUUUUGGUUGCUUGUCGGGAAUCGGAGACCAAGUAUCUUAUGCGUAGUUUAUCAGGAAAAUUGCGUAUUGGCCUAGCUGAGCAAACUGUGCUUACAGCUCUCGGUCAAGCUGCAGCUAUGACAUCAUUUCAUUCCACCUCUGUAGAUGAUGCAAUUGAUACUUCUCACACGCUUAACGCCUCUAAUGGCAUAUCUAGUGACCGUUGGAAAGUUAUCGUGGAUACAGCAGUCGCUAAUGUUAAAAAGGCAUAUUGCGUUUGUCCGGACUAUGGUCGUCUUAUUAAAGCCCUUCUCUCAGAAGGUCAUGAAGUCCUGGAUCAGAUUUGCACAAUCACCCCUGGCAUUCCUCUGAAGCCAAUGUUAGCUUCUCCUACACAUGGAAUCUAUGAGAUCCUAAAGAGGUUUGAAGAAUGCGAUUUCACAUGUGAAUACAAAUACGAUGGCGAAAGAGCACAGAUUCAUAUUCUGUCAUCAGGUCUAAGUCAUGUGUAUUCACGUAAUCAAGAAGAUAAUACAACUAAAUAUCCAGAUAUUGUAAAUAAUCUCAUGUCCAGAGUUCUUCCAGAAUCGAAAUUAACACCUCAUGUGAUCGAAGUACUGAAUGAAAUUAUUAAAACUAGGAAAAGACAAGCUCAGUCAAAUGUAGAAGGGAAUCAGCUUGAGAGUUGUAUUAUUGACUCGGAAGUUGUGGCUUGGGAUCGUCAGGCUGGUCAUAUUCUACCCUUCCAAGUCCUGUCAACAAGGAAGCGUAAAGAUGUGGACGAAUCUACAGUCAAAGUGCAAAUAUGCGUUUAUGUGUUUGACAUACUUUUUGUAAAUGGAGUCUCGUUAAUUGAGCAACCACUCCGUAUACGUCGUGAAAUACUUCGAGAAAUAUUCCCCCAAAUUCCUGGAGAGUUCAUGAUUGCUACCUCUCUUGAUUCAUCAGAUACCGAUGAAAUUGCAACUUUUCUUGAGGAAGCCAUCAAAGGCAAUUGUGAGGGUUUGAUGGUAAAGACACUGGAUCGUAACUCCACUUACGAAAUCGCGAAACGAUCUCAUAGUUGGUUGAAAUUAAAAAAAGACUACUUAGAAGGUGUUGGUGACACCCUAGACUUAGUAGUGAUUGGUGGAUUCCAUGGGACUGGCAAACGCGCUGGUCGUUACGGUGGUUAUUUACUGGCUUGCUAUGAUCCAGAUUCUGAAGAAUACCAAACAAUAUGCAAAGUAAGUUAGUUUCUGAUAUGACGCUUAGCUGAUUUUUAAUUUUUUUCUUUAUCACAAGUUAAAAUCAGCUACUUCACAUUUUCAGAUUGGAACAGGAAUGAAAGAUGAUGAACUGAUCUCAUUCUCAGAGUUUUUCAACAACCAUAUCAUCGAAAAAGCAAAGCCCUAUUAUCAAUAUACAAGUGGUUUAGUUCCAGACCAAUGGUUUGAACCUGCUCAAGUAUGGGAAGUGAAGGCGGCAGACUUAAGCAUAUCUCCUGCGCACAAAGCAGCUGCCGGUUUAGUGAGUUCAUAAUUGUCUUUUUUUCACGAAGUAAGCUUUCCACCGGAACUAUUGAUUUGUAUAGUCAACAGCGUACAGUCUUGCCCAAAUGCUUAGAGAGCAAACAUGGAUGUUGACUUGAAGAAGAAUUAGAUUGUAAACUUUCCACAUUGGAAAUAGCUUUAGACGUAAGUUCGUAAAACCCUAUGACUACAAACAGUCAAGAAUUUCCAUGAAGCACAAUGCAUUGGCUUGCAACAAAGUAGUCUACCAUUGUACACUGUAUUCACUGUUGAGGUAGAUAGAUAUUAUUUGUUAUUCUAACCAUUCCAAAAAGCGUCGCUGUUUUUUGAAGGGCUCAGAAAAUAUCAGGGUUAGUAUGUAUUUAAUCAUCCUUAUUGGCAGUUGUGCGAAUUCUCAAAUGGUGGUAAUCUCCUAUUUAUAGCUGGUCACAAGUGAUUCCAAUUCUUGUGAUAUGACUUUAAACUAGGCAUGAUCACGACAUUUAAGCAUUUGCUGAAAGUCUCUUCACAGGAAAUUAUUCUUCGUAGCAUUCAAACUGCUCACAUAUUCUGCUCAAUAUUUCAUUAUACACGAUAAGGCUUUAUUGUUUAGUCAAUCUGAAGCAAUCUUUCACAUAUUUACUAUUUUCCUUAAACUACCCACAUUAUUUAGGCUGAUCCGCAUAAAGGAAUUUCACUGAGAUUCCCGAGGUUCAUUCGAAUUCGAGAGGAUAAAAAACCUGAAGACGCAACAACUGCUCAACAAGUAAGCUUUGUUACUCUUAAAAUUGCAUCCACUGUACAUAAAACUCACCUUUUUGGAUUUCAUGAGCAAAUGUAACUUUGACGAAUAGGAUAUGAAAUAGUGCGUUUCAGCAGAGGAUUACGCAACCUGAUCUGAUGAAUUUGGCAAUAUGAAAUAUUUCUUAUUGAAACUACUACUCCAUUGAAGUAAACAAACCUAGUUUCUGUUAGUAUACUUUUGUUGUGACACAAAGUUGUCAUCGAUGUGCCUAACAUACAGCACUGGGGAGAAUUGUGAACAGAAAAUAGAUUAUUAGACAUAGUUUGUAUUCGUGUAAUUCACAGCAUAUUUGAGAUGAACUAAUUCCAACGUUUCACGCGAAAGUUUAGUCCGAGCUUCUUCAAGGAAAUAAACACUGUGAUUUAAACAAAUACAAACUGUAUCUAAUAUCAACACCGUUUACUCAGCCCCCAAUGUAUUUGCGUUACUAAUCGGUCAAAAAAUAAAUCAUUUAAUCAACAAUUACAAGUUGUCAAUUUUAUUUUCACUUUCUUUGAGAAUCUAAUUUUAGUAAGUCUCUUUUCUAUUUGAUCGGUUGCAUUUUACUGAAGUUUUUUCCAGAUGAAAAUAAAUUUUUGAGAGUAUUUGGAAAGAUACUACCGAUCAAAUUAUAAGCCGUCUCAUGUUCGUUCUACGUGUCCUUAAACUUUGUUUUAUUUGUUACGAAAGUAUAACACCACUAUUAUAUAUCCUAUUAAAAUCGUCUUCAGAGGAAGUUGUACGAAAUCUACUUGUAGCUUUUUAAAAGUACUUACUGCGUGAAUAACCACCCAUAAUAUUGUGAAUUGAUUCAGAAAACUGUCCUAUGCAUACGACUAGAAUAGUUUUAUUGUUGAUACAUGCUAGUUUGCGACCAACGAAAUUUGGCUCGUACCUCGUUAAAAUAUGGUUACUUGAACCUAUCGCAUUUGUGGCUGGUUAUACGUUGAUUUGUCUCUUUCUUAUCCAUCUGCUAAUUUUGGAACAGAGAACUUCACUUUGUUGUAUACUUUUAAUAGACCCAUAAGUGCUAAUAGUUGGGAAAGUUAAACGAUACUGCAUUGUCUGAAUCUCGAUGCCUUCAUAUUCUGUUUUUGCCACUUUAGGUGUAUGAACUAUAUCAAAGUCAAGAACAAAUUAAAAAUCAACAUCCAAACAAUGAGGAAGACGAUGAUAUGUAUUGAUGUAUGCUUUCUUUUAUGCAAAAAAAAUUAUUUUAUAUUGUGUUGACUAUAAUUUAUUUUUGUAUAAAACAGGUAAAAUGCUAAAUAAGAUACAAUACAUUUGUGUAUAUCA
This is a messenger RNA of Heterobilharzia americana, 4674 nucleotides long. Lineage: Eukaryota; Metazoa; Platyhelminthes; Trematoda; Strigeidida; Schistosomatidae. The record is from the annotation of a GenBank genome assembly.